This is a messenger RNA of Lampris incognitus (smalleye Pacific opah), 1578 nucleotides long. RefSeq names its product heat shock protein, alpha-crystallin-related, 1 (gene hspb1). The transcript is spliced from 3 exons. Gene Ontology annotation, biological process: response to heat; protein refolding. NCBI's taxonomy places the organism in Eukaryota, Metazoa, Chordata, Actinopteri, Lampriformes, Lampridae. The record is from RefSeq and is a predicted model, not a curated record. Bases 161 to 817 code for a protein of 218 amino acids. Gene Ontology annotation, molecular function: protein folding chaperone.
UGGGUGUCAGUCUGUAUAAAAGCUCUAAACUCCGAGGCACACGGCACUUCCAGAAAACCUUUUUUUCCGGAGAGACCAAAAGAAAGGCUGCUCUUCCGUUGUAGCGUCCCGCGGCUCUCCAGCACAGCUCUCUCGCCUACGCAUCUUGAAACCAGAGACCAUGACAGAGAGGCGCAUCCCUUUCACCCUGCUCCGGACCCCGAGUUGGGACCCGUUCCGGGACUGGCACCAGGGCAGCCGCAUCUUCGACCAAACCUUCGGCAUGCCGACCCUGCCUGAGGAAUUCCCCUCUUUCCCCACCACUCACUGGCCCGGAUACAUGCGGCCCUCCAUCCUGGCCCCUGACAUGAACACCAUGAUGGCCCAGAGCAUGAUGGCACCAAACCCGGUGAUGGCCUCUGCUGCCGCGAUGGCCCAGCAAGCCCAGCAGGCCCAGCAGGCCCGCGCGUUCACCCGCCAGCUGAGCAGCGGCGUGUCGGAGAUCAAGCAGACGCCGGACAACUGGAAGGUCACUCUGGACGUCAACCACUUCUCCCCCGAGGAGCUGGUGGUGAAGACCAAAGAUGGCGUCGUGGAGAUCACUGGCAAGCACGAAGAGAGGAAAGACGAGCACGGCUUCAUAUCCAGAUGCUUCACGAGGAAAUACACGCUGCCCACGUCCACCGACGCGGAGAAGGUGACGUCCUCGCUGUCCCCCGAAGGCGUGCUGACCGUGGAGGCUCCUCUUACCAGACCGGCUAUUGAGGCCGCUGAGGUCUCCAUCCCCGUCAACGUGGUGGCCAAAACCGACUCCUCAAAGAAGGAGGAAAAACACUGAUGUCUAUCUCCAUGUUAUCGCACACACACACACACACACACACACACACACAGAGUUCCCACAUUUUUGCCAUCCCUCCGUAAAACAGGAGGGUUUAGGGAGCAGCUUAUCGCUGCCUCAAGAUGUAAGCUUUCCUCUGAAGUCGACUUGCCCCUGCGUGCCAAGCUCGUUGUGGGAGGGAAGCGAGGGGAUUGCCCUCGCGGCGGCGGCGGCGGCGGCGGCGCGCCUCCUUCUGCUGCUGAUAACGAGCCAACCCCGGCUGUGCACCCUGUGUAAACACAUCUGCACCAGUGCCACAUGCCUGCUCUUUCUGCUGUAAUUACACCCUUCAUUUGAAUCCAGAUAAUCCCCAGCUAGCUAGCUCCGCCCACAAACGCUCUUCCCCUUUGUCGCCAUGCUCGCUCUACACAUCACAUCACAUCACACAUACACACACACACACACACACACACACACACACACAAUGCAAGUCCUGAUCCUUCCUCAUCUGAUGCAGCACAAGUAUUGCCAUUACAAAUAGGCCCCGCACAGAGUAUAGCCCUGCAAGGAGUAAACUCAACCUCUCUCUCUCUCUCUCUCUCUCUCUCUCUCUCUCUCUCUCUCUCUCUCUCUCUCUCGCUCGCUCGCUCCCUCUCUCUCACUGCCUGUUGUGUUCAAUCACUCUUUUGUCAGUUAAGACUUGUAGAAGACUGUUGUUCACCUGGACUUGGCUUUAAACUUCUAUUCAUUUAUACAAACUGAGAAUAAAGAACCCACCAGCA